UACUAAUAAAAAAAAAUGGAACAUAAAAUAUUAAAAAUAUUUAACUCUAGUAAAAUAAUAUAUGGAUUUCGAAAUAUUGUAAUACAAAAGCGAUUUUUUUUAUCAGAAGCAUAUCGAUGUGAGGAAGCAUGGAAAGAUCGAUUGCAAUCACCGUUGCUGCAAAAAUUUAAAUCAGACGAUUUAUUUGUUAUUUUGGACAAUAAAUUCCAUACUGAUAAAAAAGUUAGUGCAGUAGAUAUAGAUAUAUUUGCAAAUAGCUUAAAUAAAGAAGAUCAUGUAGAAGAAUUGUUAAGUCUACUCCAAAAAUUGAGGAAAACUGCAGAAACAUCGAACAUAUUAGAUUCAACACAUCAUGCUGUUAUAAGAUAUUUAUUAGAUAAUAAUUAUACUAAAGAACUUAUGAAUGUAUUACAUAAUAGACUUAAUUAUGGUAUUUUUCCUGAUUAUGUCACUUAUAACAUACUCAUGGAUACAUAUAUAAAAAAACAAGAUUAUACCAAUGCUGCAAAAGUUGCUGUUUUACCUAUGUUACAAGAAGAGUCUGAACAUUUAAUAACUAAUGCAUUAUCUGUAUAUGCUUGUCACAAAUAUUUAGAAAAUCCAAAUAAAUGGCAGAAACCACCAGAACCUAUAGACAAUACUAAAGAAGAAAUUAAAAUACGUGUAGCUUAUCUUAGAAAUCCUUAUUUUGAUGACCAUUUUGAUCUUACUGAUCCAUAUGAUUUAGUUGGAAAAACAUUAGCUUUUCAAGGAAGAUUUAUGAAUAAUGAAUUAGGAAGAACUUGUCAAUUAAGAGGCUUAAUAUUAUAUAAAAAAUAUCAAGAUGCAUUAAAAUUAAUAAAAAAAUGGAUAAAUGAAAUUGAAGGAAAUAUUGUUUACAAAGAAGUUUUUGAUUUGAUUGAAAAAGAUAAAAAAAAUGUAUUUCAAGAACAAGUAACAGAUGAGUUUGAAAUUUUAAUGUCAGAAGUUAAUUUAAUAAAAGAAAAGAAUUUGUGUACAGAUAAUUUAAUUAAUGUAUUAGAAAAUAAUAUCAAAUCUGCAAUUGAAAAACAGCAUGAUAUUGAUAUAAAUGAACAAAUGCAGAAAUAUGUAGAGUGGGAAAAACAGAGACAAUUAAUACUAGAUAAACAAAUAGAAGAAAUAAAUCGAAUAGCUAAAAAAGAAGAAAUAGAGAAAUUAAAAGAAGAAAUGGAAAAGCAAGAACGAUUUUUGACUUUCUUUGAAAAUGAAGAAGAUAUAGAACUGGAAAUAGAGAGAAUAGAAGAACAUGAAAAGAAAAAAAUGGAACAAAUUCUUAAAAUACCUCAUGCUAAGAAGAAGUUGAAGAAAUUAGAAGAAGAAAAAGAAUAUACACCACCUAAGAUUUAAAGUUAAAGAAAGUAAUUUUUGAUAUAUUUAUAAUUGUUAUAAAUAAUAAAUGUAUAAUUAAA
This is a messenger RNA of Apis florea (little honeybee), 1430 nucleotides long. RefSeq lists its product as uncharacterized. Gene Ontology annotation, molecular function: protein binding. The record is from RefSeq and is a predicted model, not a curated record. Gene Ontology annotation, cellular component: mitochondrion. Lineage: Eukaryota; Metazoa; Arthropoda; Insecta; Hymenoptera; Apidae.